AUGGCAAGUUCCAGUUCCGGUGAGAGCAGCUCCUCUGCAUCUCAAUUGUUAUCGGUGUUGAUUCCGACUUUCAUAAUCAGUGUCAUUUUUACGCUGAUUUUUCUCCUUCUUCGUAAGUCAGAGAGGAGAGUUUAUGAGCCGAGGUCUUCUGUGGAAACUGUCUCGAAAGACUUGAGACCUGAUGAGAGUCCUAAAGGUUUGUUUGCUUGGGCUACUCAUUUGAUCAAGAAACCUACUCCGUACCUUGUACAACAAUUGGGCGCAGAUGGUUACUUCUUCCUUCGCUUUUUGUUUGAGUUCGCAUUCAUUUGCUUUUUGGGAUGUAUUUUACUUUGGCCAAUUCUUUUCCCAGUCAACAUUACAAACGGAAAUCAUAAGAAGCAAUUAGACAUGUUGACUUUCGGUAAUGUUAGAGAUAAAAACAGAUAUUUUGCUCACGUUUUUUUGUCGUGGAUAUUUUUUGGUGCGGUCAUUUUUGUCAUUUACCGUGAACUAGUUCACUACACAACUUUCAGGCAUGCUUUACAAACAACGCCAAUGUAUGAUUCCUUGUUGUCCUCUAGGACCAUGCUUCUUACCGAAAUCCCUGAGGCUGCUUUACUGGAGAAUGAAUUGCGGGCAUACUUCCCGACUGCAACCAAUAUUUGGUAUGCUCGUGAUUACAAGGAGCUUACUGAAUUAGUGGAUGAGAGGACGAAACUCUCAAAAAAGUAUGAAGGCGCUUUGAAUAGUGUUCUCUGCAAAGCAGUACAAUUAAGGCAAAAGCUUCAAAAGAAAGGUAAGCCUCUUCCAGAACCAGUUGAUGAUCUUAACAAAUACCUAAAAGACGGUAAGAAACGGCCCACACACCGCCUCAAAUUCCUCAUUGGAGAAAAGGUUGAUACCUUGAAUUACGGUGCAGAGCGUUUAGGUGAGUUGAAUAAAUCUAUUAAGAAGGGUCAGGCGGAGCAUAAUGUUAAUCCUCAAAUUCCAUCAGUCUUUAUUGAAUUUCCUUCGCAAUUGGAAUUGCAAAGGGCUUAUCAAGCAAUCCCGUUUAAUAAGGAUUUCAAGAGAACCAAAAGAUUCACAGGAAUUGCGCCAGACGACGUGAUUUGGUCUAAUCUUGCGUUGACCAGAAAUAAGCGUUACUUGAAGAAAACUAUUGCCUCUACGGUGUUGACAUUAACGAUAAUAUUUUGGUGCAUACCGGUUGCUGUGGUAGGUGCUAUCUCCAAUAUAAACUUUUUGACUGAAAAACUCCCUUGGCUUGACUUCAUCAACAACAUGCCGUCGCAAUUGAUGGGUAUCAUCACAUCCCUUCUUCCGGUUGUCGCUUUAGCAAUUUUGAUGUCUUUGAUACCACCCUUCAUAAAAAAGAUGGGAAAGGUUGCCGGAUGCAUCACUGUGCAACAAGUAAAUUCUUAUUGUCAGAAUUGGUUCUUUGCAUUUCAGGUUGUCAAUACCUUCUUGGCGUGCGCUUUGGGAUCUUCUGCAGCAUCAUCUGUCCAAAGUAUUAUAAACAAUCCUUCAUCCGCAAUGACACUAUUGGCCAGCGAGCUCCCCAAGUCCUCCAAUUUUUAUCUUUCCUAUUUGUGUCUUUACGGCCUCGUCUUCUCUUCAAGGGCCUUAGCGAACGUUGUUGGUCUUGCGUUGUCUAAAGUGUUGGGUCGUAUUUUGGACAAGUCCCCCAGAGCCAAGUGGACUCGUUAUACUACGUUGGGAAGACCAGAUUUUUCUGUUCUUUAUCCCUCCUUCCAACUCAUAUGCUUAAUUGCAUUAACUUAUUCUAUUAUUGCUCCUUUGGUAUUGGGGUUCUCGGCGAUAUCCUUUUUCUUGAUAUUCUUCGCAUUUUUGUACACCUUGAUUUACGUGCUUCACCCAGUUCAGACGGACGCAAGAGGGAGAGCAUAUGCAACCGCAUUAUUCCAGUUGUUCGUCGCACUUUAUGUUGCUGAAGUUCUUGUGUUGGCCCUAUUCGUGUUCAGUAAAAAUUGGGCUUGUGUAGCACUUGAAGGUGUUUGGAUUCUUGUAACAGCUACAUGUCAUCAGUUGUUCAAGUGGAAAUUUUUGCCAAUACUUGAGGCUGUUCCUAUCUCCGCCAUCAAGUAUUCUGCGGGAGAUCUGACAUUCCAAUACCCAAUGUAUGAUCAAGGUCUCAAGGAAAUACAAACGGAAGGUAAAAACUAUUGGGAAGGUGGAAAUCAAUUGGGUCUCUCAAAUUCACCAUUAGACCAGGUAUUAGCUGACCCGAAGACUGACGAGUCUGAUGCGUACACUAGGACCGGGACGAAUGAAAAAGACAUUUCGAGUGAGAAGAAGAUCGAACCUACUGUUCCCAGCAACGAUAAAACACGAAAGUCAGUUGGUACUCUCACUAGUUUCUUCAGACCUAAGAUGGAAACCUUUGACAAGGUUAGAGACGAAAUGCCUGCGGCUUACCUCAAUUAUAUUGAGUACAACCCUGACUUUGUGAGAACAGCUUAUAAUGACCCAGUCGUGAUUGACGAAGAACCGCAUAUUUGGAUUCCCAAGGAUGAGAUGGGAUUGUCUGAAAUUGAGAAAAACAAAGCGCUUGAAAACGGUGUGGAUGUUAGUGAUGCAGACGCUGGCUUUGAUGAGAAGGGUAAUGCCGUAUACUAUGGACCACCACCAUCUUAUGAAGAAGCUUUAAAAGUGUAG
Messenger RNA from Candidozyma auris, 2658 nucleotides. RefSeq names its product Phm7p (gene PHM7). The transcript has a single exon. Lineage: Eukaryota; Fungi; Ascomycota; Pichiomycetes; Serinales; Metschnikowiaceae. Gene Ontology annotation, molecular function: calcium-activated cation channel activity. The coding region runs from base 1 to 2658 and encodes 885 amino acids. The record is from RefSeq and is a predicted model, not a curated record. Gene Ontology annotation, cellular component: plasma membrane.